AUGUGUACUUACACUGGUGGUGAAAAAAUUUCAUUGCGCCACAGCUCCGCACCCUUAACUGAUGAAGCAAUAAAUGAAAUGGUGAAGUAUCUUCUGAAUGAAGACCCGGAAGAUUGUGUAAAAGUGGGUCUGGCCCCUUUCUUCAAGCUUAACCCGCCACCAGAUGCUAAGUCUGACUUUUGGAAAGUGGAGUAUGAUCACGAGGCUGCUAAGAAGGCCAGGGCUGUCAAAAAAGCCGCUAGAAAAAACACCAAGAAGAAGAAGAAGAAACCGAGCGCCUCUGACCUGCUCAAACUGGAUGACACCUCUGAGUCGGAGGCUGACACGGGAGCCAGCCAAGCAGCUGAAGACGAGGAAUUUGCCUGCUCUUCCUCUGGCGACUCAUCACAAACUGAGUUGCCGGCUUUCAAAACUGCCCCUGGUGGACAAGCAAAACCCAACAAGAAGGCGAAGGUGAACAAACCAACUGAAGCACCGAAAACUGCUGAGCCGGAGCCACAAGUCUCUGUUCCUGAAGCUUCUGACAAACAGCCGGAAGAACCUGUUACUGUCACUCCGCCUGAGAUUCCGGAUCCCAGUAUUGAUGACACUGCUAUUAAUCCUUCCAAUCCUGCACCCUCAAGCUCACUUAAGCUGUCGGAAACUCAUGACGAUGAUGUGUUGAUUACUGGCACCGGCUUUGUAGAGCCGGGAAAUCCAAUAGCUCUGGCCAAACAUACUGCUAAGCAAGAGGUUAUUGAAAGGCGAAAGAUGAAGUUUGACAUCUCCCAUUAUGCACAGCUGAGCAGCAGUGAGAUCCUCUCUGGUUAUCUCAGCCAAGUACACUCCAGCCGCGAUCUUGAAGUUGAUAUGGUGAAACAAAUGCACCAAAAGUAUGAGGCUGCCACUGCUGAACUGGAGUCUCAAUUGAAUGAUGCAAAGACCCGGUUGGCGACUCGGGAAACUGAGAUCCGGAAAGCUGAGUCAAAAUUCCAGUUUAGCGUGGCUGAGUCGGAAAAGCUGAAGACCAGUUUUGAAGCAGAGAAAAAGACUUGGGCGGAAGAAAAGACGGCGUUAAUGCAACGUGCUGAGAAAGCAGAGGCAGCGCUUCAAGAGGUGACCACUGAGCUCUACGGCUUAAAAAACCGUGUAUCUCAGAUGGUUUCAGCUAUCUUUGGUCCCAGGAGCAGCAACCUCAAUCAAGAUAUGCUUGUGAAGCUUAAAGCUGUCUAUACACUUGUUGAGCAGCUGUACACCGGAACUCAGCGUGCAUUAGCCGCCAUUUCGCCCACAGGUCAAGCACCAACUAUGCUGAUAGAUGUUUUGAAGAAACUCUCUAUGCUGCCUGUAAGAUUUGAUGAGCUGUGA
Messenger RNA from Aegilops tauschii subsp. strangulata, 1347 nucleotides. Lineage: Eukaryota; Viridiplantae; Streptophyta; Magnoliopsida; Poales; Poaceae. The record is from RefSeq and is a predicted model, not a curated record.